Molecule: messenger RNA, 1773 nt
Organism: Moesziomyces antarcticus
Lineage: Eukaryota; Fungi; Basidiomycota; Ustilaginomycetes; Ustilaginales; Ustilaginaceae
Product: amidase
Exons: 3
Coding region: 1-1773 (590 amino acids)
Source: RefSeq, a predicted model, not a curated record
AUGGGAGACUACAUUGCGAAGAGCAAGGCGCACCGAGCCAAGCGGGAUGCGUCGAUCCCUGCGAGCUACCUCGCCGAUCUGAGUGCUGCGGGUGUGGCGCCUUUGCCGGACGAGAAGCUGCCGCUGCCAUUCAGCAAGAGCAAGCCGCACAUGCCGGAGCCGACAACGAUCUACCCGACGGACAACGUAACGGGCGUACCUGGCAAAGUGCUCUCGCUCGAGGACGUGGCGAUCACCGAGACGCCGAUCGACAAGCUGCUCGACCUUCUACGCACGGGCAAGCUGUCGUCGGUUCGAACCACCGAGGCGUUCCUGCGUCGGGCGGUGCUGGCGCACCAGCUCACCAACUGCUGCACGGACAUCUUUGUCGAUCGUGCGCUCGCGCGGGCCAAGGAGUGUGAUGACACCCUCGCUUCGACCGGCAAGCCGAUCGGCCUGCUGCACGGUUUGCCCGUCUCGCUCAAGGACCAGUUCGACAUCAAGGACACCGAGAUGACCAUGGGCUAUGUCGGGUGGAUCGGGCGUGUGGCCAAGAGCAACAGCGUGAUCACGGACGUGAUUCUGCGUGCGGGUGGUGUGCCGUAUGUGCGCACCUCGAUCCCGCAGAGUCUGAUGCGGUGCGAGACGCACAAUCACAUCUUCGGCCGUACGGUCAGCCCGUUCAACCGCAGCUUCACGCCCGGCGGAAGCAGCGGUGGCGAAGGCGCACUCGUCGGCAUGCACGGCAGCCCGCUCGGCCUGGGCACGGACAUUGGAGGGUCGGUGCGUGUGCCGUCGGCGUUCAACGGGCUGUGGGGCAUGCGUCCUUCGAUGCAUCGUGUGCCUUAUGAGAACGCUGCCAACUCGUUCCUCGGUCAGGAGAGCGUCAGUUCUGUCAUCGGACCGCUCACGCACUCGCUCGAGGGCGUCGUGACGUUCAUGCGCGCCGUGCUGGCCGAACGACCGUGGGAACUCGACCCGAUUCUCGUCUCGAUGCCGUUCAACGAAGAUGCCUAUGCGCUCAAGGACCUUCAGCUCAAGAAGGGCAGUUCCGAGCCCACCGAGGCUUAUGCGGCUGGAAAGACGCAGUUGUGCUUUGCGAUCGAGUGGGACGAUGGAAUCGUGCACCCGCACCCGCCCAUCACGCGCGCGCUGCGCGAGACCAAAGCGAAGCUCGAGGCGGCCGGACACAAGGUGAUCGACUGGAUCCCCUACGACCAUCUGCGCGCUUACGACAUCAUCGGCCGCAUCUACAGCGCAGAUGGUGGCGAAGACAUCCGUCGAAGCUGCGAGCAGGGCGGCGAGCCCGUCAUGUACAACCUCAUGGCGGAUGGAAAGGAGGCCAAGCAUCUGUCGACGUACGAGUCGUGGCAGGUGAACCGCGAAAAGAGCGCAUACCGCAAGGAGUACCUCGACUACUGGCAGGCGACUAAGGACAAGACGGGGACAGGAAGGCCCGUGGAUGCCAUCAUCGCACCCGUGAGCAACUGGGCAAGCUGCCCACACGAUACCAACGACCAUGUCUCGUACACGACCCAGUGGAACUUGCUGGACCGCCCGUGUGUGGUGUUCCCGGUCGGGUUUGUCGAUCCCGCCAAGGACCCCAAGACGGCGCUCGACAAGCCCUACACCGGCCUCCCCGACAAUGCCGACCAGGAGUACUGGGACCGAUACGAUCCGGAGCGAUGGGCGGGGAUGCCGAUCAACCUGCAGGUGGUGGGCAAGCGGCUGCAGGACGAAGAGCUGCUUGGACUUGCCAAGGUCAUCCGCGACGCCGGCGCCACGCUGCACUAG